ACGAAUCGGUAUCGUUCCCACUACGCAAUUAUACGCGCGUAUAUAAACUCCGUGCCGCGCGUAUAAUCCGCAGGAUUGCAUCUAGUCGUUCGAGUCUAGCGUUCAGCCAUGAAGUUCGCGGUGGUGUGUCUACUCGCUGUCAUCGCCGUUGUCCACGUGUCUGCACAACCGGCCAAAGACGGGGAGUACACUCAUAAAUAUGAUAACAUCGAUGUGGACCAGAUUCUACAUAACGAUCGAUUAUUGAAUCGUUACGCCGAUUGCGUGUUGGAGAGAAACAAGGGCAGGUGCCCUCCUGAAGCUAUCGAAUUGAGAAAAGUUCUAGGCGAAGCGCUAGAAACCGAAUGCGCGAAAUGCUCAGAGCACCAGAGGGAAAUGACGAAGAAGGUGAUACGAUUUCUGGUGGAAAACAAGAGGGACGUAUGGACCGCUCUGAAGGCGAAGUACGAUCCGGAUGGAAAAUUCGCUCAGCGCUACGAGGAAAUGGCGAGGAAAGAAGGCGUGCAGAUAUGGAUUGUAAUUUCUCUAGCGAGUGUUGACGAAGAAAAAUUGCGUCAAACGUCGUACUCGUCGGUGUCGUCAUCCGUUUCCCGAAUGUCCGUGCAGGCGUGGCAGGUUUGGCCGACGUCGUCCCAACAUUCGGGACAAUGGACAAAGGGACAUCCGGGCGUCGUACACCUACGAAACUGCGGGCCUCCGCGCGGCUCCACCUCGCCGCAGACGAGACACUUGCGACGCGCCCAGGCGAAGAAUGCCAGCCAGCCGCAAAGCACCGGCCAGCGCAGCCUGAGGGCGAGCCACGGAUCCAUAUCGUACUCCAGUCGACGAGUCCUGACCAGGGCCCUGAUCUUGGCCCGCACAAACCUGGCGUCAGAGACAAGAUCAAGAUCGAUAAUGUAUACAGGAAUCAGAAGCAACGCAAUCUCGCCAAUCUCGUCCGAUACGAUGAGGCACUUGGUCGCGCUUCUCCCCGUGUACGCCCUUUUGUCAUCCGCCGUCGUUCUCGCCGACGACGUGCAGUACACCACGAAAUUCGACAAUGUAGACGUCGACGCGGUGAUAAACAACGAGAGGCUGUUGAACGGAUACGUGGGUUGUCUGCUCGAUCGGAAUCCCUGCACUCCGGACGCAGCGGAACUCAAAAAGAAUCUGCCGGAUGCGUUGGAGCACGACUGCGCCGGAUGCAGCGAGGCGCAGAAGAACGCGGCUGACAAAAUCUCUCACCAUCUGAUCGACAACAAGCAGGACGAUUGGAAGCUGCUGGAGGACAAGUACGACCCUACCGGGGCGUACCGCCGACGUUACCUGGAGAGCAAGGGAACAUCCAACUCCAAGGAAGGAAGCAGGUUCGAUUAAUUGACGUCCGCCAACGUUCUAAGGACGCGUAUGCAGCGGUUUCGACCUUGGCUAUCCUUUGGAUCUGAUUGCUUAUCAAUCUCGCUACACGACGGUCACACUUUACGUAACGAUUGCGUAAUGGAAAUAUCUCUGUCGCGUUUUUAUUAAUAUAUCCUUCAGAAUGAAAACUCUUCUACGAAGAGGAACGUCCGAAUUUUCUUCACAUUUCUUCCACAAAUUCGUUCAGAUAUUCAUUCCGGUAAAUAAAUAAAUUGCCCCGUUUUUCUCUCGCUAUCAACGUCGAAUAAGUUUUCCUGCACAGAUUGUAAUUUUUGCACGUAGAAAUAGGCAUAAUUUACGUAUGAUUGCCGUUGCAUUACGGUAAAGGAAACAUCAUUUCCCAUUGAGUCUGACGCUAUCGAGGAGAUUCCGACGGAAGUGAUAACGAUCUUGGAAUAAUAAUAGCCAAUUUGUCAUUGCAUUUUGCGCUUAAUAAGCUGUCUGCUUUAUCGGUAGUGGUACGGCGAGUACUUGUGUCCGUCGAUAGAUUCCGCUUCGUGAUUGCAUCUCACGAUCGCCCGCAAUUGCCCGUAACGAGAGUCUCGCGCUCUCGCAAUUAACCGGAAUUCCACGUUCUAAUCACUUCUCUCUCAGGAUCUCUUCUUUUCCGUAAGUUUCGAAGAUUUCUGCAAAAAACUAUAUGUUACUGAAGUGAUGUAAUAGUCGUAAAUACAAUUAUGAAACAAA
This is a messenger RNA of Ooceraea biroi (clonal raider ant), 2085 nucleotides long. RefSeq lists its product as uncharacterized. The record is from RefSeq and is a predicted model, not a curated record. NCBI's taxonomy places the organism in Eukaryota, Metazoa, Arthropoda, Insecta, Hymenoptera, Formicidae.